Aspergillus niger is the source of this 7059-nucleotide messenger RNA. RefSeq lists its product as uncharacterized. Gene Ontology annotation, molecular function: oxidoreductase activity; 3-oxoacyl-[acyl-carrier-protein] synthase activity; fatty acid synthase activity. The coding region runs from base 1 to 7059 and encodes 2352 amino acids. Gene Ontology annotation, biological process: secondary metabolite biosynthetic process; fatty acid biosynthetic process. The transcript has 7 exons. The record is from RefSeq and is a predicted model, not a curated record. Lineage: Eukaryota; Fungi; Ascomycota; Eurotiomycetes; Eurotiales; Aspergillaceae.
AUGGACAAUACAUCAUCAUGUCCGGAACCCAUUGCAGUGAUAGGCCUGGGAUGCCGCUUUGCUGGCCAGGCGGCUUCGUUAGACGGCUUCUGGGAGAUGUUGCGAGAUGGGCGAAAGGAACAUGGCCCUGUGCCCGCUAGCCGAUACCAAGCCGCGGCGUGGAAGCAUCCGAGCCAUGAACGAAAAGGUGCCAUCAACCAUGACAGCGGGUUCUUUUUGGAGGAAGAUCCGGCUCGCUUUGACGCUCCUUUCUUCUCCAUCACAGCAAAGGAAGCCGCCGGCAUGGACCCGGCACAACGCUUACUACUUGAGGUCGCAUAUGAAGCUUUCGAAAACGCCGGCGUCCCCAUGGAAUCACUCCCCGGGAGUUCCACCGGUGUUUACAGUGGCUGUAUGACAAACGAUUAUGAGUUACUAUCCACCCGGGAUAUUAUGGAUAUGCCGCACAAUUCAGCCACAGGAAACGGGAGGACAAUGUUAGCGAACCGCAUAUCGUGGUUCUUUGACCUGCGGGGGCCCAGUAUAAUGAUGGAUACAGCGUGCUCCUCCAGUCUGACAGCACUGCACCUUGCCACUCAAGCGUUGCGUGCUGGCGAAUGCCGCAUGGCGCUGGUUUGUGGUGCUAGCAUAAUAUUACACCCCAACUUUACACAACGACUAUCCUACAUGCACAUGCUCAGCGCCGAUGGGAUCAGCCAUUCAUUUGAUAGCCGUGCCAACGGAUAUGGCCGUGGGGAAGGCCUCGGCGCUGUCCUAUUAAAGCCUUUAUCCCAGGCAAUGGCCGACGGAGAUGUAAUCCGUGCCAUAGUGCGGGCCACGGGGGCUAACCAAGACGGCCGAACGCCAGGGAUCACCAUGCCGAACGCCGAAGCACAGGCAGAUCUCAUCCAGGCUACAUACCGGCAAGUAGGGCUGUCAAUGCGUGAAACGGCAUAUUUUGAAGCACAUGGAACGGGAACUGCCCUUGGCGAUCCUACAGAAUUAUCGGCCAUUGGCGCCAGCUUUGGACAGGAGCGUAUACCGACUGAUGAACCCGUCUAUGUUGGAUCAGUGAAAAGUAACAUUGGUCACACGGAAGGAGCAGCUGGAGUGGCAAGUCUUAUCAAAGUCGUGCUCUGUCUGGAGAAAGCAACUUUGGUACCAAAUGCAGGCUUUGUGACACUGAAUCCCAAAAUCCAGACGGAGAAAUGGCGACUGCGUCUGAGUGAUAUAACCCAGUCAUGGCCAUCCCAUCUCCCUCAGCGCGCCAGCAUCAACUCCUUUGGAUUCGGUGGUGCCAACGCACACGCCAUCCUUGAAAGCUUGACUCAAUAUUUAGGCACUAUCCCUCAGACGAUACCUCGAUCGCCCACUAGUGUCCCGCAACUGGUUGUGGUGUCGACACACGACAAGGCUGGUUUGGAUCGGACAGCUCAGAAAUGGACGCAUACACUCGAGGCGUCAUCAGAAAAUCCCCCAUUGGUUGACCUGGCGCAUACCAUGGCUACCCGACGCUCAAAGUUCGGGUUUCGCAGUUUCGCAGUUGCCGACUCAAUUUCUGGUCUGCAGGAAGCAAUGGGGCGAGGUUUACCAAACUUCCAACGCGCCCGGCGCGAACAGCAAACUUCGUUGGCAUUCGUCUGUACUGGCCAAGGGGCACAAUGGGCUGGCAUGGGAAUCGAAUUGCUCGCGUUUCCCGUAUUUGCAGCUAGCAUCCAUUACAGCCAAAAGGUAUUAACAGGGUUAGGAUGUCCAUGGGAUUUGGCUGAGGAGAUUCGUGCCCAUGCAAAUACAAGCCGUAUCAACCGCCCUGAUCGCAGUCAACCAGUCUGCUGCGCACUGCAGAUUGCACUGAUUGACUUGCUCACUGACUGGUCAGUCGUUCCAAAAGCAGUAGUGGGCCAUUCUAGCGGCGAAGUUGGAGCUGCGUAUGCGGCCGGAUAUCUUACCCACGAGGAUGCUAUCAAAGUUACCUACUUCCGUGGUGUCUUCUCACAGAGUAUCGUUGAGAACGGGCCCAGUGGAGGCAUGUUAGCAGCAGGCUUACCCGCAGAGACUGCCCGAGAGUAUCUACAUGCCUUAUCUCUGGAGGAUGUAGUUGUUGCCUGCAUUAACAGUCCGUCAAGUGUGACGCUAUCGGGUAAUGAAAAUCAGAUUGAUCAGCUAGCUGAAUACCUUCAGGCCAAGGGGCUUUUCGCGCGAAAGUUGCGUGUUGAUACUGCGUAUCAUUCCCCUUAUAUGCGCGCUUUAGCUGAUGACUAUCGGGAUUCAAUUGCGUCGAUCAAGCCAGUGAAUUUACACCAAGGAAAAAUAGCAAUGUUUUCCUCUGUUACGAAGACGCGUAUUCAACAUCCCGAAGAACUUGGUCCUGAUUACUGGAUACGCAAUCUCGUCAGUCCAGUCGAAUUUGCUACAGCAGUAGGUCAGCUGGCCACUAUGAGUGAGUCUGGUCCUCGACGCCGGCGCCCAGUGGGGGUCCCAUGGGGUGCCAUACUCGAGAUUGGCCCUCAUGAGGCUCUCAAAGGACCGUUCACUCAAACAGUUCAAGAAGUCAAUGCGGGCUUGACUUCCUUACCUUACCUGAGCUUAGUGCAGCGGAAGAAGCAUGCACUGCAUACAUCUCUACAGGUAGCCGGUGUUCUUUGGAGUAUUGGAUGUUCCUUGGAGAUUGACCGGAUUAAUCGGAGCUUGCUAGGCGACUACACGCCACGGUCGAGCCAGGCGCUCCUUCCCUCUUAUGCCUGGAAUCAUCAGUCCAGGUACUGGCAUGAGCCUUAUGAAUCAACUCAGUUACGCCAACGCAACCAGGUUCGCCAUGAUCUGCUUGGUGUCGCAUGUGAUUAUCAGAACAAUAUAGAGCCGCGAUGGCGCAACUUUCUACGCCUCUCAGAGCACCCAUGGCUGGCUGACCAUGUCGUGGCUGGCUCUAUUGUCUUGCCUGCGGCCGGUAUGGUGGCUAUAGUAGCUGAAGCUGCACGUCAAUUGGCUGAUUCUACGAACCUGGCCGGCAUCGAGUUUCAUGACUUGGAAUUUUUCCGAGGCAUGGUUAUUAGUUCCGAGGAAAACGGGCUUGAGAUCCUACUCCAAGUCGCCCCUCAUGCUGUGGCUGGCUGGUACCAAUUCGGCAUCUUUUCUAGGCCGGAGAAUUCGCCUUGGGUUCAACAUGCAAAGGGUAGCUUUACCAUUGAAUACGCGGGAGAGGAAGAGCAAUUGGAGGAGAGCACCACCGCACUGAACUGGGCGCAGAUGGUCCAGCAGGCCCGACAGACUCAAGCCGCGGCAAAUAUGGCAGUGGAUGGUGAGGCAGUUUAUAGCUGGUUGUCUGACACUGGAGGUGUGACUAUGGGUCCAACCUUCCGAACAAUACAGAGGCUUUUCUUUCACCCAACGCAGUCUCGCCUCUACGCCUCGGUGAGCGUGACAGACACCCAAAGUACCAUGCCCAAUGAGCAAGAAUCGCCAUACUUCGUUCAUCCAUCAUCCUUAGAUUCGCUUUUCCAGGCUGCGGUACUCUCCUGUUCUGAGGCACUCUCUAACCAGAAUGCUCAGAUACCCAUUGCGGUAGACCGCCUCUACAUGUCCACCCGCUUUUCACCCUCAACUGGAGAGCAAUUUGCUAUUCAUGUAAACACGCAUUGGGACGAAGGAGGCAACUCUCGAUCAGAGGUUGUUGCGUCCCACCCCACCUGGUCACAGCCUGGUCUCGUGCUGCAGGGCGUUCGACUUGGUCGGGUUCCAAUGCAGUCCCGUUCAUCUGCUGCAGCUGAGAACACUCCUCAGAGCCGGUUCUCGUCAUUGGUGUGGGCCGAGCAUGUAGACUCCUGGGCCGAGCAUUGCGAUGGUACCCUCUCAUCCUGGCUUAAGAGCGUCUGCCAUACCCAUGGCGAUGCACACAUGUUGGUGGUGGCAGCAGAGAGGCGGUUUGAUCAGUUGGUGCCUCUUCUCCAAAAUUUCGUCGCAACUGGCACAUACCGACCCCGGCUGCAGUCCCUGACGGUCAUCUUGAUAGAUGUAAGUCCAGAGGAUUCAGCUGCGCGGGCACAGGGCGUUCAGCAAUUACUGCCAAACUGCCAGGUACUACCCGUACUUACCCUGGCUGAGGUAGGAUCGUCAUUGCCGGACGACGGAGCAUACGACGCCAUCCUGCUGGAUCAUCCCGACCUGUGGAAUGGUAGACAGGAUUUCCCCCUCUUGGAUGAUAUCCACAAGGUCACCCAGCCUGAUAGCUGGAUAGCUGCGGCCACCCCAAUGGGUAUUCGGAAUGAGGUCCUCAAAAAUUUCGAGAGACAUGCCGAUUGGGAGGUACGCGGAAUUGUCACGCAGACAGACGCACUCCUUAUCCACCGUCGAAACAAAUCCUCUUCGAUGCUAGGCCCCAUCCUCUAUGUCUUGGCUCCCGAGUCAGCCAACAUUUGCGAUGCUCUGUUGCAGGAACUUGUGCCUCUAAUCCAGGAGCAGGGCGGACAGGUGGAAAGAGUAAGCCCGUAUGAGGUGUCAAAGUUGAAGGGGAAGCAGGUCAUUUCCCUGAUGGAACUGCACCAACCAUGGACGCUCCACUGGACUCCUGCGGAUAUGGAAUGUAUGCGCGCCCUGGUUCAGGCGAACUACUUGCUCUGGGUGUCGCCAGCACCCUUGGCAACAGACGCUUCCUAUGCGGCGACCGGUGCUACAACCGGUCUUUUACGAACUCUGCGGAAUGAGAAUCCCCACUUGGAACUACCCCAGCUUUUGAUAGAGGAGGAUUUCACGUCAAAUCCUAGCCAACUUGGACGUAGCAUCGCACGUCUUGUACGGCUAACCCGCCAGUCGCGGUCGCGACCUCAGGAUUACGAGUACGUACUGCGCGAUGGCCGCUUGUACAUACCACGCGCUAUUGCAUCCUCCCCAUUGGAUGAAGUGAUGGAGGCAGCUGUGCAUGGCCCAAAGCCUAUACUAGCAGAGCUGACGGAGGAUCACCGGCCAUUGCGUCUACACAGCAAGUCAGCCGAUCUUGAAGGAGCGCAAUGGCAGAUGGACGAUCGACUCGCCACUGCGAUCGCGGAUGAUGAAGUAGAAGUUCAGCUCCAGGCUAUCUCGCUUCCCUCUACGACAGGAAAGACCACUGAGGCUCGCGUUCCAGUAACAGAGGCCCUGGGUACUGUUUUCCAUGUCGGGCAAUCUCUGAUCUCGGUAUUUUCGGUUGGUGAAACGGUGCUGUGUGUAAUACCUGGCCACGCCAUCUCCACUCGGGUUCGUCUGCCCGAGAGCUCUGUCUGGACUUGUCCUCCACAGCAAGGGCCCGCACAAUCUCUCUCCAUGCCAGUUGCUUAUUCUACCGCCUAUACUGGUCUUGCGAACAGCAUGCACCAAUUCGCCAGCUCCGUUCUAAUCGUAGGCUCUGCUGACCAGACGCUCCGCGCCACUGUGCACUGUGCCUUGGCAGCAAGGAUGACGGUGCUCGUUGCCGUGGACAAUGCCGUGGAGGAGCUUCGCGCCCAGUACCCAGUCCUAAAGGACCAGAUUAUGUCCCUCCACCGGUCACUUCCAACGACUAUCGACCGGUUAACUAGCGGUCGAGGUGCUCAGCUUACUAUCUGUAACCUUGGGGGUGCCGUGAGCCGACAAGCAGCGUCUUGUCUAGCAUCUGGAGGUCGCUAUAUUGACCUGAGUGGAGACCUGCAACUCUCCGCUCUACCACAGAAGAUUAUAGAGCAGGGCUGCACUGUCACCCCACUUUCCCUUGCCCGCAUGCUUCGGGAUACUCCCCGCCUGGUACAAGCUAAUUUUCACCGAGCUGUUGAUCUCGUAGCAGGACACAAGACUCUCGUGCAGGUGGCUUCCUAUCCUGUCUUUCCAGUCUCACAGAUGGCCGAGGCUUCCUCUCAUGCGCGGAAUUCUGGCACCCGGGUCAUUCUUGAUCUCCAGGCUCCAGGCCCCGUGGCAGUGGUGCCUUUUCAACCAGAGCCAAUACCACUACCCAGUGAGAACACCUACCUUCUGGUCGGAGGGCUGGGCACAAUCGGCCUCUCUCUAGCCAGCGCUCUGGUGGAUAGCGGGGCCCAUCAUAUUGUGUUUCUGAGUCGCUCUGGAGCUGCACAACCAAGUCAACAAGCAGCUCUGGAAGCACUCCGCGCCCGUGGAACCCGCGCGGAGGUGAUACGCUGCGACGUUGCCUCUCCAGACGAUGUGAAGAACCUCCUAACCCAUGCCACACACCACGACUGGCGCAUCCGCGGCAUCAUUCAAUGCGCUACAGUCCUGAAAGAUGCCAUGUUCGAGCAGAUGGACUGGGACUCCUGGCAACAAUCAACCCGUGCUAAGAUCCAAGGCACGUGGAAUUUGCAUCAGGCGUUCCAAGCCCCACGGGCGCUGGACUUUUUCAUCACUCUCUCCUCGAUCAGCAGCGUGAUUGGCAACAUGGGCCAGGCCAACUAUGCCGCGGGUAAUGCCUUCAUGGAUGCUCUGAUGGAGUGGCGGCACCAGCAUAACCUCGCUGGCUGUAGCAUAAACCUGGGACUGGUCGAAGACGCCAGCGGUGUGACCGAUGUAGCCGAGUCCGCUGAGCAGCGUCGCCAGCGGUAUCGGCAUGUACUGGGGACGGAGAUUUCGCAGGCGGAGGUAAAGGCUCUUGUUCGCUUCCUUGUCCAGGGCCGGAUGCAAUCCCCGCUGCCUGCUCAAAUCAUUGCCGGGUUGGUAGAUGUUCUUCCAAGGGAGGACGGCGCUAGUCCCUGGCAAUUCGACCGCAAGUUCGAUCACCGUGCGCGGAUUGCUAAUCCGGAAGCCGAAACUGCAGCCGGACCAGUCAAGACGAGCCUUCUACUCAAGAAAGCUGAGUCGGUAGACGAGGCGGUAUCGCUCGUUAGCCAGGCUUUACAGGGCUAUUUAGCUCGGGCUAUGGGUGCUAAUACUGAUUCAGUGGAUCUCGAUUUGCCGUUGUCUGCCUUAGGAGUGGAUUCGCUGAAAGCUACGGAGAUGCAGACCUGGGUCAGUCGAGAACUGGGGGCCGCGUUAUCUUCCUUCGAGCUCCUCAGCUCCCAGCCAGUGAGGAUACUGGCUGAGAAGAUAACGGCAGGGAGCUCUUUUGUGGCCGUAAAACCAUAG